Molecule: messenger RNA, 849 nt
Organism: Microthlaspi erraticum
Lineage: Eukaryota; Viridiplantae; Streptophyta; Magnoliopsida; Brassicales; Brassicaceae
Source: the annotation of a GenBank genome assembly
AUGGAGGAUCAAAAGCAGUCAAGUUUCAUGUUUGAGAUAGAUAACUUUUCCGAGAAGGAAGCUGUGAUACAAUCACCAACAUUCUCAAGUGGCGGCUGCGAAUGGUUUGUUGAGGUUUAUCCCAAAGGAGACAAUGUUGAUGAUCACUUGUCUCUGUAUCUCUGCGUUCCGAAUCUUGAAUCAUUGCGACUUGGAUGGAAGAGGCGAGCUAGUUACUCCUUUGCUCUAUUGAAUCAUUCAGGGGAAAAAGUCUACAGAAUAACAUGUGAUGUGCCAAGCCACUUGUUCUGCAAUCAGUUCUCAGAAUGGGGUUGGGCAGAGGCCGCACCUCUUAAAAUACUUCAAGAAAAAGGGUUUCUCGAGAAGAACAAACUCAUUGUUAAAGUGGAAGUAGAAGUACUUGAAGUUGUUGAUGAAGAAGAUGUCACUGGUAAUGAGACCUUAGAUCUCUAUGGUUUCCAAGUUCCUUAUUCUCAGGUUGUUACAGUGAGUAACCUAUUCGUGAAACAUCCGGACGUUGCAGCGAGUUUCAAACCAAAAGACCAAUUGGUGAAGACAGCUUACAUGAAUCAACUCCUCGGUCUCAUGGAGACACUGAACAAGCCUCAGCAAAGCAUCACCGACACUGAGCUAAGCAACGCUGGGAGCGAGUUGGUGAAGCUAACGGAAACAGCGGGUUUCAAGCUAGACUGGUUGAAGACAAAGCUUGAUGAGCUUUCCUUGGAGAGGAAGAAAGCUAGUUUCGAUGCCAUGUAUGCUUCUUUAAGUGCUAGACUUUUGGUGAUGGAGAAGACAUUGUCGGAGAUCAAAAGAUUCAAAGAGAUGCAGAAGAAGAGGAAGAGAAAUUAA